CUUAAAGAAGGCAAUGGAAAUGGUAGCUGCGUUGAAACAACGGUGGCAAGAGUUUGCCUUCAAUCCUGUGCUUGUUUUCUCUCUUCUUCUCUUAUCCUUUGUUCAUCUUUUUAGGCUAAGUCGAACUCGCAAACUCAAAUUACCUCCAUCACCACCAAAGCUACCAAUUAUUGGAAACCUUCACCAACUUGGUGCUUUCCCCUAUCGCUCCCUCAAAAAACUCUCCGACAAAUAUGGCCCCCUUAUGCUUAUGCAUUUUGGCGGAGUCCCAACUCUUGUAGUUUCAACUGCUGAGAUGGCUUACGAAAUCACUAAAAAUCACGAUGUUACUUUCGCAAGUAGGCCAAAAACCAGCGCCGGAGAUGUUCUGUUUUUCGGGCGCCAAGACAUUGCAUUUUGCCCAUAUGGUGAAUAUUGGAGACAAGUAAAGAAGGUUUGCGUUCUUGAACUCUUGAGCCAGAAAAGAGUUCAAUGCUUUGAGUUCGUGAGAAGAGAAGAAACUGCUAAGCUAGUGGAGAAGUUGCAUGAUGCUUGCAACGAAGGAUCUCCGGUUAAUCUGAGUGAGAUGCUUGUUACAAUCUCCAACAAUAUCAUAUCAAGAUCAGCUCUCGGUACAGUAUAUGAUAAUGAAAGUGGCCUUCAGAGCAGUUCAGGAGAUUUAGUUAGAUUAACAAUAGAUCUUAUGGGGAGUUUCAGCUUUAAAGAUUCUUUUCCUUACUUGGGGUGGCUUGAUGUUUUAACUGGCUUCAGUAGAAAGGUGAAAAAGACUUGCAAAGAAUUGCAUGGUUUCCUUGAUCAAGUGAUUGAAGAACAUCAAGAAUCAAAAAGCCAAAGCAAUGUUGAAGAUACAAAUGACAUUGUGGAUAUUCUUCUCCAUCUUGAGAAGAAUGGCAUGCUUAGUGCUAACUUCACUCGUGAAAGCAUGAAAGCUAUCCUAGUGGACAUGUUUAUUGCUGGAACUGAUACUACUGCAACAACUAUGGAUUGGACAAUGGCAGAACUGAUGAAAAACCCAAACAUAAUGAAGAAAGCCCAAGAAGAAGUAAGAAGAGUGGUCGGAAACAGAUUGAAAGUAGAUGAAUCUGAUCUUGAUCAAAUGACCUACCUAAAAUGCAUUGUAAAAGAGACGCUGAGGCACCACUCAGGAAUGCUUCCUCGACAAACAACUACGAGGUCGGAGCUGGCAGGCUAUGACAUUCCACCUAAUACAACAGUUUUAAUCAACAUGUGGGGAAUUCAAAGAGAUCCAAGAUUAUGGGAAAAUCCUGAUGAUUUUAUUCCUGAGAGGUUUAUUGACAAUCCAGUAGAUUUCAAUGGCAAAGACAAAAAGUAUAUUCCAUUUGGUUUUGGGAGAAGGCUUUGCCCUGGAAUAUCAUUUGCAGUUAAAGAAGUUGAAUAUGUAUUAGCUAAUCUCCUCUUCUUGUUUGAUUGGAAGUUGCCUGAUGGUCAAGGACCUGAGGACUUGGACAUGAGGGAAGUAUUCUACCUUGUGAAUCGUAAGAAAAUUCCUCUCAUGAUUAUGCCGACCGAGCAUUAAUAAUCAAUAAUGAAAAUUUUCUAGAGAGUUGAAUUUGAAGUGUGAUAUUUUCCUUUUGUAUCCAAAUAAUCCUUGAAGGUUAAAUAAAUAAGCAAUAUGUGCUUUUCAGUUUUA
Manihot esculenta (cassava) is the source of this 1651-nucleotide messenger RNA. RefSeq names its product cytochrome P450 71A1. The record is from RefSeq and is a predicted model, not a curated record. Lineage: Eukaryota; Viridiplantae; Streptophyta; Magnoliopsida; Malpighiales; Euphorbiaceae. Bases 14 to 1537 code for a protein of 507 amino acids. The transcript is spliced from 2 exons. Gene Ontology annotation, molecular function: monooxygenase activity; oxidoreductase activity, acting on paired donors, with incorporation or reduction of molecular oxygen; iron ion binding.